CUGAGAGGUAACACUUUGGCUCCUUCGAAGGAGUUUCUAGAGUUCAUAGAGCGGUAUCCUCCGCUGAAGGCGAUCGGAAACACACCGACUACACAGGUCUCUCUAGACUAUGACACCGGCAAUGCUCAUGUGUUCGCCAAGUACGAGCACCUUAACCCUGGAGGGUCGAUCAAGGAUCGACCUGUGCUACGUAUGUUGGUGGAGGCCAUACUUGCUGGAGACCUCACGAAGGAUAAGACGAUACUCGACGCUACUUCAGGUAACGCUGGAAUAGCCUACGCAAUGAUUGGUGCGGUACUCGGCUACAAAGUCUCCCUUGUCAUGCCCGAGAAUGCAAGUGAAGAGAGGAAGAAGCGUCUCAUUGCCCAUGGCGCGGAAAUCAUCGCGACAGACCCUAUGCUCGGUUAUGACGAGACGCUCUACGAGGUCAAGCGCCGCUAUGAAAGUGACCCUGACCGGUACUUCUGGUGCGACCAGUACUCGAACUUAAACAACCCCCAGGCCCACUAUGACACGACCGCCGAGGAGAUCAUCUCGCAGGUGCCGCAGGUCACACACUUUGUGGCCGGAGUGGGGACUGGUGGUACGAUCAGCGGGGUAGGGCGCAGGCUCAAGGAGCAUGACGCAGGGAUAAAGAUCGUCGGCAUCAACCCCCCGGAAUGGCCGGGCGUUGAGGGUCUAAAGCCCCUGGGCGAGGGCCACAUUAUUCCCAACACUUUCGAUCAAAGCGUCGUCGACGAGAUGCUGCCGAUUGACGUUGACGAGGCUAGAACCGUUUCCCUUGAGCUGUCUGCCAAAGGAUUGUUCGCCGGCCAGAGCUCGGGGGCAUACAUGCUGGGUGCACUAAAGACCGCAAAAAAGGCGGGCACAGGCGCUGUCGUAACGGUCUUCAACGACAUCGGAGAACGAUACUUCAGCACCGGCAUGUGGGACCGGCGCUAG
Messenger RNA from Geodia barretti, 942 nucleotides. The record is from the annotation of a GenBank genome assembly. Lineage: Eukaryota; Metazoa; Porifera; Demospongiae; Tetractinellida; Geodiidae.